AUAAAUAUAUUCAGGUUUUGUCUCUUAGUGUCAUUAGUCAAAUGUAAAGUCUAAACAGUAAUAAAAAUGACUAAAAAAAAUUCCAUUACCAAAAUUUCAAAAAAUAUUUUUCAUGUAACCGAAAGUGGAAAAAAUGAACAAGACCUAUCAUCCGGUCCAGCUGAUUUUGAAACAGCAAUCUCAACAACUGGUUUUGGAAAAUUUAAUUUUUUGCUCAUAUUAAUUGCCAUUCCAGCUGGGUGGUCCUCUAUUUUUGAAACAACAACGAUGUCGUAUGUAUUUCCAGCAGCUCAGUGUGACCUUGAUCUAAGUUUAGACGACAAGGGAUUACUAAAUGCAGCUACAUAUUUAGGGAUGAUUUCGAGUGCAUUAAUAUGGGGAUUUCUCUUUGAUACCUUGGGCAGAAAAAAACUCUUAACGAUUGGAUUUUUCUUGGACGCCACAUUUGUAGUAUUAAGCGGUUUUUCCCAAACAAAAACGUGGCUAAUAGUUUCAAAAUUUUUAGGAGGUUUCAUAAUAAAUGGUCCGUUUGCCGCACUUACCUCAUAUAUAUCUGAAUUCCAAUGUGCUAAAAAUCGCGCAAGAAUGCAGUUGGUCCUUGGAGCGAUUUUUAACUUUGGUACUGUAAUUCUACCACUUUUGGCCUGGGCUAUUUUACCUCAAAAUUUGACGACUUCUAAUAAUUUGUUUGAACUUCAUUCGUGGAACAUAUAUCUUUUAUUCUGUGGAGUACCGUCUAUCCUUAGUACCAUAAUCUUUAUAUUUAUGCCAGAAAGUCCAAAAUUUUUAAUGACAAUAGGACAAAAUGAAAAAGCACUGAAAGUGUUUCAAAAUGUCUACAGUAUGAAUACAGGAAACCCUCCUGAAAGUUAUCCGGUUAAAAAACUUAUUGACGAAAUAGAACUCAAAAAGAAUAAACCUGAUCAACAUGGAGGUGUAGUAACAGCCAAUCGGAGUAAAAUUCAAGCCCUUAAAGAAGGGUGGCAGCAAAUGAAACCUAUAUUUUAUCCACCUUACCUGAAGCAUGUUAUAUUAGUGUGUAUAAUUCAAACUUUGUUUACUAUGAGUUUGAAUUCCUUGCGUCUCUGGUUACCCCAAAUUUUUCAAGCUAUAACUGACUAUCAACAUUUUAACAAUGGAUCUACUGCAGACCUGUGUCGAAUGUUGGAAAUAUUGCAGCCUUCACCAACAUCGGAUGGAUGCGUUGUGAAUCUCGAUAAUUCUCCGGUCUACAUCAACUCCAUCAUUGUGGCAUCAGUUUCAAUGUGUAGUUAUUUUUUUGCUGGAUACCUUAUCAAUAUUUUAGGAAAAAAGAAGCUCUUAAGUGUUUGUGCGACUAUUUCUGGAUUUUGUGCCUUUUUGAUAUAUUUCUCAACAAAUACAGCAUUUGCAGUUACAUUUGCUUCCUUGUUUGUAGCGUCCACAAGUGUAGCAACAAAUGUUGUUUUAACAGUUAUUAUUGAUUUAUUUCCCACAACCCUAAGGACAAUGACGGUAUCCCUUGCAAUGAUGUUGGCUAGAAGUGGAGCAAUGAUAGGAAAUAUUGUGUUUCCGUUUCUUCUUCGAAGCGGCUGCGCUCCUCCAUUUUUUUCAAUUGGUGGUGUAAUAUUAGGUUGUGGCUUUUUAUCAAUGUUGUUACCAAACACAGAUCUAAAAGCAUUGGAAUAAAAUUCAAAUUAUGUACAUGACGGUGAAGACUGAAGUAUUGUAAUGCACUGUAAAUAAAAUUCUACUAAA
Zophobas morio is the source of this 1737-nucleotide messenger RNA. Its product is annotated as synaptic vesicle glycoprotein 2B-like. The transcript has 10 exons. Gene Ontology annotation, biological process: transmembrane transport. Gene Ontology annotation, molecular function: transmembrane transporter activity. Gene Ontology annotation, cellular component: membrane. The coding region runs from base 67 to 1668 and encodes 533 amino acids. NCBI's taxonomy places the organism in Eukaryota, Metazoa, Arthropoda, Insecta, Coleoptera, Tenebrionidae. The record is from RefSeq and is a predicted model, not a curated record.